Stegodyphus dumicola is the source of this 2840-nucleotide messenger RNA. RefSeq names its product peroxisomal acyl-coenzyme A oxidase 1-like. Gene Ontology annotation, biological process: fatty acid beta-oxidation using acyl-CoA oxidase; lipid homeostasis. Gene Ontology annotation, cellular component: peroxisome. Lineage: Eukaryota; Metazoa; Arthropoda; Arachnida; Araneae; Eresidae. Gene Ontology annotation, molecular function: FAD binding; acyl-CoA oxidase activity; fatty acid binding. The record is from RefSeq and is a predicted model, not a curated record.
UUAACUUCAGGUGAAUGUUAUACGUCAUGAAUACACUUAGUGUCAUGAUUACGGGGACGUGUGUAGUUUUGUUAUUUUGCUAAACUUUCGGGAGUACAAAUUAUCGAAAUAAAAAAUGGGUAGCAGAGAAAUAAAUAAGGACUUAGCUGAAGAAAGGAAGAAUGCAACUUUUGACACUCUAGAACUAACCAAUUUUUUAGAUGGUAAUAAAGAAAAAACUAAUCGGAGGAAAGAAUUGGAAAAUUUAUUUUACAAUGAUCCUGAAGUCCAGGAUGCAGUUCCUUCUGAUUAUCUUACAUAUCCAGAAAUGUAUGAUGAUUCAUUACGAAAAUCAUUCCACAUAUUUCACAAAGCUAUGGAAUUGGCUGAUCCACAGGAAAUAUUGUCUAUAGCUGAUGCUAUUUUACAAGAAGCAUCACCUUUAACAGUCCAUUUUGUCAUGUUUAUACCUGCUCUGAUGGGGCUUGCCACUGAAGACCAGCAGGCAAAUUGGCUUCCAGAUGCUUUUGAAAUGAAAAUCAUUGGAUCUUAUGCUCAAACAGAGCUUGGUCAUGGUACAUUCCUUCGUGGACUUGAAACAACUGCAACAUAUGAUCCUGAAACUCAGGAAUUUGUCCUUCAUUCACCUACUUUAUCUUCGAUAAAAUGGUGGCCAGGAGGCUUGGGGAAGACAGCAAAUUUUGCUAUUGUUCAAGCUCAGCUUUAUACCAAGGGAAGAUGUUAUGGACUUCAUCCAUUUAUGGUUCAGAUCCGGAAUAGAGAUAAUCAUGAGCCCUUACCUGGUAUUACGGUUGGAGAGAUAGGACCUAAGGUUGGUUUUCGUUCUUCUGACAAUGGAUUUUUGAAAUUAGAUCAUGUGAGAAUUCCGAGGGAAAACAUGCUAAUGAAAAAUUCUCAGGUAUGGAAACAUAUGAUGUUGGAAUCAGAUAUAAGUGGUGAUGAUAGAAGUGAUGAAGAUUUUAACGUUGAUGUGAACUUACAGAAUGCGUUGCUCUUUGAAAGCAGAGAUAGUGAUGUCGAGGACAAUUCUGGAAAUGUGAUCCCUAUGCGGGAAGCCGGAAGCUCACGUGGACGCGGACAUGGUCGUGGUCAAGGACGAGGCAACAACGUUGCUGGCAGCAGUAAUGAGAAGUAUACCUCAUCCAGUGGAACAAAUCCUGCUUCAGCGUGGCGUUUGAUGGUGAGUGAAUCAAUGGUGAAACACAUUCAAUCAUGUACAAUUGCUGAGGCACAAUGCCAACUUAGAAAUGAUAGUAACUGGCAUGUUACUCUGGAAGACCUUGACGUAUUUUUUGCCCUCCUGUAUGCCCGUGGAGCACUAGGCCAUUCAAAACUUUGUGCAUAUGAUUUGUGGAACAAGAAUUGGGGAUCACCUGUGUUCAAAGAAACAAUGCCACGUAAUCGGUUCCGUGACAUAAUGCGGUAUCUCAGAUUCGAUGUCCGAAGCACCAGGGCUGAUCGUCUCGCCACUAACAAAUUUGCUCUCGCUUCUGAAACCUGGUACAAGCUAAUGGAAACGUUAUUAUGCUAUAAUCCUGGACUAGAAAUAACCGUUGAUGAACAGUGUUGCCUUGUAAAUCAAGAUGUAGAUUUAUCCAGUACAUGGCGAAUAAACUGGACAAGUUUGGCGUUUGGCAUCAAAUCCUGGCUAGCAACUGAUGUAAAAUCGAAAUAUGUUUUGAAUGAUUAUCCUUAUCUGGGCAAGGAUGAAGAACGACAAAUUAAUUUACAACUUGGGGAAAGUGUAGUUCUCAAAUUACUUGAACCAGAAGUUCAGAUUUUAGACUAUCAAGCUCAAAAAUACAAAUUGUUGCCAAUGAUAGCUUUCAGUCAUGCUUGCAAAGCAACAUUUAUAGCCUUGAUGGAUACUUAUAAGGUAGCUACUCAAAAUAUGGAAAAAGGAGACUUGGCUACAUUGCCUGAGCUUCAUGCUACAUCAUCUGGGCUGAAAGCAUUGUGUACUGAUGUUGGAAGUGCAGCUAUAGAAGUAUGUCGGAAAGCUUGUGGUGGGCAUGGCUACCUGAUGGUUAGUGGCAUUCCUCGACUUUAUGCAACUACUGUAGCAGCUUGUACCUAUGAAGGGGAGAACACUGUACUUUACCUUCAGACAGCUAGAUAUCUUUCAAAAGUUUUGAAAGGACAACAACCAGUUUCAAGAAAUUCUGUAUUUGGAUAUCUUUUAGAUGGAGAUAAAACCAUUCCACAGUAUAUUGACUACCCACCAACAUUUGAGCAACUAGUUGCAUGUUACUGUGCUGCAGCACAAAAAACAGUCUUCAAAGCUGCUGCUCGAGUGCAAAGUUUCGUGGAUGCUGGAAAAGUUCAAGAAAUUGCAUGGAAUCUCAGUCAUGUUGAUCUGAUAGCAGCUGCAAAAGCUCAUGUCUUGUACUAUAUAGUACAGAGAUAUGUGGAAUGGGUUCAAAAUAGCACUGUUUCUACUGGGUUGAAGGAAGUUUUAGUGCAGUUGUGCUACGUUUUCCUUUUACAGAACAUUCAUGAGCAAUCUGGGAUUUUUAUGAUGAUUGGAUUAUCUGAAGCUCAAAUUGAUAAGAUGCAUGACUACAUGUUAGAAAUGCUGGAACGUCUCCGUCCAAAUGCAGUAGCCUUAGUUGAUGCUUUUGAUUUCCAUGACAUGGUUCUAAGCAGUGCUUUGGGUUGUUAUGAUGGAAAUGUAUAUGAAAGGCUAUUUGAAUGGGCUCAAAAAACUCCUAUGAACCAAAAACAGGUUCAUGAGGCUUAUUAUAAGUACCUACAACCCGUUAUGAAAUCUAAGCUGUGAUUGAAUGACUGACAAUGAAGAUGGAAAUAAUAAAAAGAUCCAUAAUAAGUUAUAAUAAAAU